AAUGCAUCUCGCUUUCCAACAAUUGCUAAAGUGGCAAGAAAGUAUCUUGCAAUUCCUGCUACAUCUGCGCCUAGUGAACAGAUUUUCUCCAUGUCUGGUCAAAUAAUAAAUGAACGACGAAACCGACUAAAACCAGAACAUGUAGAACAAUUAGUUUUUUUAUGUCAUAAC
This is a messenger RNA of Helobdella robusta, 171 nucleotides long. RefSeq lists its product as hypothetical. NCBI's taxonomy places the organism in Eukaryota, Metazoa, Annelida, Clitellata, Rhynchobdellida, Glossiphoniidae. The record is from RefSeq and is a predicted model, not a curated record. Gene Ontology annotation, molecular function: protein dimerization activity. The annotation marks the transcript as partial. The transcript has a single exon.